UUUGAGAAUAACCAAAGCCCACUUCCGCCAUGCGAUCUACCAUCUCUCCGCUCGUCUCCCAGCCCCCAGACGGUCGAACGCUAUAUUGCUCUCUCCGUUUCAUCACCUCUUCCCAUUCCCCUGAUAUCGGACGCCAUUCGUCUAAUACGCUGAGAUUUUGCAGUCAUGGUACUGAUAGCCUGUGAUCAAUAUAUUGGGGUAUCAUCUCCUUUGACUAAGAUUGCAACAUUGGCUACUGCAACUGGAUUUAUGCUCGCGUCUAAUUUGGAAACAGCUCCAGCUAAAACUCGUACUUCGGUUGUGCUGAUAAAUAACAACCGCCAUCAGGAGCCUAAGAAUUGGAACCCGUUGAAGUUUCCCCUGAAAUCUGACUGUACAAAAAUUCAUCUGUCAACAAAGCAUCAACCUUUUGGGGCAAUAAGGUCUAUCAAACAAUUUGAUAGACCACAAUCCUCCUCUUUCAUCUGUGCAGCCGCAUCUGGUUGGACUUGUUCAAGUGCACAAACACUUCCCCGCACCGAAAACCACAAAACAACAAAUGUUGCUCCUCAAUUCGAUAAGGGAGUUCUGUCCACACCAAGACUUGAUGACAGCGGGCCCAGCAUUCCACCACGGCAUGGCGGAGGUGGCGGAGGGGGAGGUGGCGGAGGAAACACAUCUGGCGGAUUCUUUUUAUUUGGGUUUCUUCUUCUCCUAUCACACCUAAAAGAUGAGGAGGAGAAACUGAUAGAGAAGAAGAAAGGCAGAGAGGAGGUUCAGAGGGAAAGGUUAUUAGGUGCAGGUCAAUGAAUUUUUUAAAGCUUAGAGUUUAAGUAGGGCCUAUCAUAUUACAUCAAUUCGUUACUGCAAAGUGAAUGUAGAGUCCAACAAUGUAGUAUUGUACAACAUAAAUAAUUAAUAAAACAUUCUUGAUUCUAGUUCAAAUGACUGCAUACAAUUUUCAAAAACUGUUCAUCCAUCUGGUAUAGUAAUUUUCAAAACCUGUUCAAGUGAAUGUAGAGUCCAAC
Molecule: messenger RNA, 1007 nt
Organism: Cuscuta epithymum
Lineage: Eukaryota; Viridiplantae; Streptophyta; Magnoliopsida; Solanales; Convolvulaceae
Source: the annotation of a GenBank genome assembly